AUGGAUUUUGAGAGCCCAGACGUAGAAAAAGAUUUUCCGGGCCUGUAUGCAUCAGAAACUGGACGUAAAAGUAAUGAAAGUGAUUUUAGUGAUGGCGGAGAGCAUGAAAAACCCAGCAAAAAAGAUUUACUUGGUAGACGGAAGGACAAAAAAGAAUCCAAGAAAGAUAGAGGUUAUGCUGCUUUGGAAGGAGAAAGUUCUCCUGAAGAAGACACAGAUACUAAAAGUCCAUCUAAAACGAAGAAGACAAAGUCAUUUAAAUUUCCAACUAAAAGUAAAGAGAAGAGGGAGAAAUCCAGGGAUAAGGAAAAAGUUGUAGAUGAUGCAACAAAACAAAAAGAACUCAGUGAAAAAGAAAAGAAAAAAGAAAAGGAAAGGGAGAAAGAAAGAGAAAAAGAAAAAAAAGAAAAAGAAAAAAGAGAGAAGCUGAGAGAAAAAGAUAAGACAGUACCGACCUUGACAGAGCCGACAUGGUUUAUUCAGUUGUGUUCAGACCGCGACAUGCAUCACCUGCGGAACGUAUUCGCUAAGGAAAAGGAAGAAAAAGCGAAAUUUAAACUUGAAUCGAAGGAAAAACUAAAAGAUGAUAAAAAAGAAAAAGUUAAGGAUAAAGACAAGGAAAAGGUAAAGGAGAAAGAUAAGGAGAAAAUCAAAGAAAAAGAUAAAGAUAAAAAAGACAAGAAACUCACAAAGGUACCGUCCACAGUCACGUCAGGUGUUCCUUUCGAAGAAAUAUUUACUUUAGGAGUCGCGUUACCAAUAUUUGGCGUUCCACUACAACAGUCUGUAGAGCGUUCAAGAUGCCACGACGAUACCGGCCUGCCUCUAGUAGUUCGGGACAGCAUCGAUUAUUUACAGGCGUAUGGUAUAAAAUCGAAUCAAAUAUAUCGAGCGGAGCCCGACAAGAUAAAAUUGCAACAACUACGCAAGUUGUAUACGGAUCGGGGUCCGACGUUCCCUUACCACUGGGACGUGUCGGUCGCCUGCGCUAUUCUUAAGAGUUUUAUCAGCGAGCUCCCGGACUCGAUACUAACACAAGAGCUGCACGGGCAGUUCGAGCAGGCCACGGCCAUGGCCGAGCCACAGCGCGAGGCCACGCUGGCCGCGCUCGUGGCGCGCCUGCCCGCGCCGCACCACGCGCUGCUGGCCUGGCUCAUGAAGCACUUUGAACAUGUUGUCGCUAAUGAACAGGUAAAUCACGUAAACAUCCAAACAAUAGCGACGGCAAUGGGUCCAGCUCUCAACAUGUCCUUGAAUCUCCUUACAUAUUUAAUAACCAAAGCCGACAAACUCUUCCCAGAUGUUCGUCUUACUAAAUAUGUCCCACCACUACAGUCCAUCCCAGCUGAUUUCCCAGAAACAGCGAAUGAAAUAAGCGAAGAGCUUCGAAAGCAAGAGUCUCUGUUGAACCAAAUACACGCGGAAAUGCACGCCGGGUUCAUUACUAAUGCCAGGGACCAGCAGCUGUGGGAGGCGCAACGAAUUGUCACACAACUCAAGAGAAAACUUCGGUCAGUUCAAAAAUCAGUAGAACCUAACACAGCACCGGUACAGCAACCUUCUAUAGAUGAGAAAGACAAACCGGAAGAAAAACCAGAACCAGUACGAAGAGACUCGCAACCAAUAGAAAUUGUCCAAACCGAAGUAGAAAUCCCGCAAACAGACGCAUUUGAUAUUAAAGAAUCUCCAAACACUAUGCCCGACCCAACAUUCCCAGUAGAAUUCGAAGACAAUUUUGAAUUUAAACCAGCAGAAGAUAUAACCGAUGCAGAAUCAUCACCAGAAAAACCAAAGUUAACAGAGAAAGAGCUAAAAGUGCUAAGAUUACAAUUAGAGAACGCUGAAUAUCUACAACUGAAAUCGUUACUUCAGGCUAAAAUAAAUUCUGAACAGUUUGAAAUAGUGAAAUUGAGGAGUCACGUGGCAUUGAAGAGCAAACAAGAAGGGAAUAUGCAAAGUAAAGAAAACAAAGAGAACUACACAUUAGAAGAACAAGAGUUGAGGCAGAAGUUGAUGAAAGAAAACGCCAUGUUGGAACAGAAGAGACUGAAUUUGGUCAACCAGAUAUUCCAAGAGCGUGUUGCGUGUAUACAAUUGAAAAUCGAACUGGCUAUGAAAGAGAUUAUGUCGAAAUCU
Brenthis ino (lesser marbled fritillary) is the source of this 2136-nucleotide messenger RNA. The record is from the annotation of a GenBank genome assembly. Lineage: Eukaryota; Metazoa; Arthropoda; Insecta; Lepidoptera; Nymphalidae.